CUCUCACAAAUGAGAAUCUUAUCCCUUACACACCCUCUCUGUCUCGUUAAUUAUAGAAAGCCUUUGCCUGGCCAAUUUGUCAACACUGGAUGUUCAAUUCAAUUUCUACCUGAUCCACAAGUAGAACCCCCUGAAAUCUAUGGUGGAAACUUAGAUCAGAAUUAUCGUUUUGUUCAAUACCACUUCCAUUGGGCUCAAAAUGAUAAUGAAGGUUCUGAGCAUUGUAUAGGCGGUCUUCGUUAUCCAGCAGAAUUACAUUUAGUACAUAAAGGAGUAGAAAAUGAAAAUAAAUUGGCUGUAUUAGGAAUUUUUAUUAAAUUAGAGGAUGCUAAGAAUGAUGAUGGAAACGAUAAAAAAAGAUAUAUUUUUGAAAAACAAGAAAUGGAAGCUCUUAAAGAGUUGACAGAAUUUGGAAACAAAAAAGCCUUAGAUUCAACUCAUUGUUUAGAAUUAAAAAUACCUCAUAAUUGCUGUAUUGAGCGUGAAAGCUUUAAAGGUGCUGAGACUUUCACUUCUUCCUUUGUUCGCUAUCAAGGUUCAUUAACAACCCCUCCAUGUACAGAAAACGUUCACUGGACAAUUUUCACUGACCCCGUUUUUAUUACAAAAGAACAACUUUCUUAUCUUCGCAAAAUUAAAGAUUGUAAAGGGAAUGUUAUUUCAAAAAAUUAUAGACCUGUUCAAAAUUUGGUUGACCACCAAGUUUGUCUACAUCUUACUUCUUAG
Meloidogyne enterolobii is the source of this 726-nucleotide messenger RNA. Lineage: Eukaryota; Metazoa; Nematoda; Chromadorea; Rhabditida; Meloidogynidae. The record is from the annotation of a GenBank genome assembly.